UAAAGGCCGGCGAAACGUCGUAGUGUGGUCAACAACUGAAACGACAGGACGGAAGUUAACAUCUAGGAGGUAGCGGAGUUAUAACAUCUUUCCACCGGCCCUUAACACCAUGGCUGAACCGGAACAGGCGCCCCAACAAGAAGCAAAGGCGACCGUGCAGAAGCAAGUCAUCGCAAGCAAGGUUACCGGCACGGUGAAAUGGUUUAACGUUAAGAGUGGAUAUGGGUUUAUCAACAGAAAUGACACCAAGGAGGAUGUUUUCGUACAUCAAUCGGCAAUUGCCAAGAACAACCCUAGGAAAGCGGUGCGUUCAGUCGGUGAUGGGGAGAUCGUAGAGUUCAACGUCGUCGUUGGCGAGAAGGGCAACGAGGCCGCGAACGUGACGGGCCCGGACGGCGAGGCAGUGCGCGGCUCCCCAUACGCAGCCGACCGCCGGCGCGGAUAUCGCCAAUGGUAUUAUCCGCGUGGUCGCGGCUCUCGCGGCAGAGGACAAGGCCGCCCGAGGGACCAAGGCGAACACGGUGAACAUGACUACGUCGGCGGCGAGGGCAAAGAGGGCUCUGGCUCCGGCGGUGACGGGCAAGAGAGCGGCCCGGCAAGGCGCUUCCGCCCACGUAGAGGAGGUGGUCGCGGCGGUGGCUAUGGCGGUUACUACCGCGGGCCAUACCGCGGCGGACCGGGUGGCGGAGGUGGCGGCCCCGAUGAGGAGCACGGCGGAGACGGCGAGAAUGCGCGCGGUCGCGGUGGACCAGCAAGGCGCUUCUUCCGCAGAAACUAUCGUGGUGGCCGCGGAGGCGGUAGACGACCACGCUCGCAGGACGGCCAGGCAGAACAAAGUGGUGAAGAGGGACCCCGUGGACCUCCGCGUACCCGCUUCCGCAGGCGCGGCGCUGGACGUACUCGCGGCGAAAACUCACAGUCUGAUUCUGCCCCCAAACCAAAGGCUGAUAAUGCGAAUGGACAAGUUAAGGCUGAAGAAAGCCAGCCUGUGCAAAAUACCACCACAGAGAGCACAGCUUAAGCUGCUGUGCCCUACAACAUCAACAACACACAGUACACAGGCAUAACAACACAAAGAAAACACAAAAAAGCAUAACUAUAAUCAGCAUAAUGUUUAAUACAACAACUUAUUAGUGCGUGAGUUUUAAUAAUAUAAACAAGCAGACAAAGGCAUUUCAAACGCGGGGGGUAAUAACUACUACUCUAAAAUUAAAACUUUGAAAAAAAAUCAUAGCAAGCUCGGCUUACUCGUAGAAUCGCGUAUUUUUAUAAAAAUGAUCCAUUGUUUCGGUCAAAGCCGUGUUUUGACUUCGAUGCCAUCAGUUUCUCAUCUGGCGGCGCUCGAAUGGAAAACUUGAACAUUUUUGAUACUUUUUAUAUACACAUAUGAUAUAUAUUUCGUAACGAUGGAACUUUUCUAAAAAAAUGUGACGUAAACUGUAAUGAUAAUUUGUACACGAAACGCAAUCUCUCGUCGUGACGCGCCAAUUCGUCCGCAUCCGAUUUGAUUUUCGCUCUCGUCUCGCGCGGAAUUUUGUAUCUGUAACGUCUUUGAAAUGUCUUGUGACGACCUUAUGUCUAGCUGCGAUUGAUUUCUUAUAACCAAAACAUAAAAAAAAAACACAAAGAAAAUGCAACGGUUUAGAGUUUCGACUAACUAACUUUGGAUCGGUGUGAACAAAAAAAUGUUGCAACACCUCUCAUUUUUCGACAACAAAAUACUCUUUUCUCGAAUCGGGGAAAGGCAGGUACAUACUUUAUACCGGACCGAAAAAAAAACACAAAAAAAUACGCAAAACGUAAAAAAACUUGCGAAUAGACUUUUAAUCGAGAGGCGCGCGGUGGUAAUUUCGCAAAUACUCGUUUCGAGCGAAAAUUCUCGUGUUGGAGGUGAAGGAAAGCCGUCCGGGCGUCGGUCGGAUGUUUCGGCAGCAGUUGAGGGUUUUGAUUGUCAAAUCACUUCGAUUUGCUCUGGGGGUUAAAUUUGAAUUUUUUCUUUUUUUUCUGUGGAAUGCGUGUUCUUUUUUUUUUGCUUGAUUAAAUAAUCAUUUUAUACACAACCACACACAUGAAUUGGUGCAACCAAAUUUCAAUCGUCAGUCAAAAAUGAAAAGGAUCGAGUUGGGUGAUGAAACAUACGGAAUUAAUGUAAUUUAUGUUUGUUUUUAACUUUGUUGGAAUUGAUUUAUUUUCCUACAUGGCAAAAACUGUUGUUGAAAUGUUAAUAAAAUGUCUAUUCUCUGCAA
Dalotia coriaria is the source of this 2246-nucleotide messenger RNA. It is a transcript of the gene yps, whose product is annotated as ypsilon schachtel. Gene Ontology annotation, biological process: regulation of gene expression. Gene Ontology annotation, cellular component: nucleus. Gene Ontology annotation, molecular function: nucleic acid binding. Lineage: Eukaryota; Metazoa; Arthropoda; Insecta; Coleoptera; Staphylinidae. The transcript is spliced from 7 exons. The coding region runs from base 110 to 1021 and encodes 303 amino acids. The record is from RefSeq and is a predicted model, not a curated record.